Messenger RNA from Drosophila ananassae, 738 nucleotides. RefSeq lists its product as uncharacterized. The record is from RefSeq and is a predicted model, not a curated record. NCBI's taxonomy places the organism in Eukaryota, Metazoa, Arthropoda, Insecta, Diptera, Drosophilidae. Bases 87 to 572 code for a protein of 161 amino acids. The transcript is spliced from 3 exons.
ACAAAGAUCUACACAUAAGACGGACAAUCACAUAUUUUUAAACUUAUUUCAUAAAAGUUUUUAGAGGAAGGACUUGACCUGCAACCAUGGCCUGUCAUUGCUGGUAUCUGGUGCAGAUCCUCACAAAAUGCUGCUUCUGCUACAAGCUCCGCUUGGGAGUCCUGAUGUUCGGCUGCAUAUUCUUCAUGUGGUUCAUCUACUUGACCCUCGGCACCGCCUUCAUGAUGGAGUCCAUCUUCCCAAAUGAAUACCAGACGGGCGAUGGACCCUGGUGUCCGUCGGCCCUCAAGACCACGAUGGUGUUUUCCUUUUUCGGUAUCUUUGCCUCCGGAUUGUUGUGCAUUGGAGUGCACAAUAACAAUGAGAUGCUCUUUCUACCGUUUCUGGUAUUCGCACCCGUUUGGAUUCUUGUCCACAUCCUGUCCCUGGUCCUCUAUAGCUUCAAGCUGGUCGUCAUUGCCCUCAUAAUCCUGACAAUGGUUAUUCUCAUUUAUGCCUGGAUUGUGGUCUGGUCCUACUACGUGGAGCUGCUCUUCGCUUACGACGAUGAACUGGAGACCAACUACGUCUAAGAUCUGAUCUUCUAUGGAGCACUUGGCUAACGUUCCAUUAAAUGAUUCUCGAGCUAUAUACACUGAGAACAAAUUACAGUUGCCAAAAUUCUGAAAUCUCUAAAUUGUUUGCUCCAUUCAUGUUUUUAAAAGAUUAUUUCUAAUUGAAAUAUAUAAACAAAUGGUA